CUUGAGUGGAGCGUCACGGAAAGUGCCGAAUUCGGCGGAGUUGCUAAAACGUGGAUGUUUUCUUGCGGUCUUUGCUUAUUUACGACGGUGACAUGUUAUGCAGGACUGAUCAAUAUUACGAGGCAGCAAUAGAGGCCUGCCGAUCGUGCAGUAUUCCCUGCAGUCUUAGUAAAAUUGUCUGCAAAAGGUUUGGAUGUGAAGAUUACAGAGAAUACGUAUCUACAUCGACACCAUUCCAAGCAGCCGUAUCAAAUGACCGGCGUGACAAUGCCAUUAUGUACGAAGGGCGCACUGAUCACGAGCCACAAUUGACUGCCGUGGAUGACUGGCCCGACAGUGACAUCGCGUAUGAGCACUGCAUGUGGUUACCAAUAACAGGCGCCGUGUUGCUUUUUAUCGUUCUCCUUGUAGCGCUUGUCAUGAUGAAAAAAGAAAAGUUCUGGUCUUCGAAGUCGAAAGACACUGAAUCAUUGCUCACAUCGACAUCAAACUUAUCCAGCGAAGACCCACCAAGUCCUAAAGAAAGUCGUUGGUUAGUAUCGAACAAGAAAACGUACCUUGAAAUACUGUCAUCAGACAGGUCAGACAUUGAAGACAGCAACCAACCAGGAACGAAAGAACCCGGAUACAGUGUUCAAACUGGUGAUGUUGUCGGAAAAGGGAGCCGAAGUUCAAGUGAGCUACUUUUACCAGACAUCAACUGGACCCUAAAAGCAGUGAUGAAGGAAGGGACACGGCUAGAUAAUGAUACUGAUGAUCCCAAAGGAUAUUAUGGCUCAGCGCCCAAAUUAUAAGUAUGAUCCUCAACAGAACACCGGCAAUAAAGAAAACAAGGGGCUACCAUACAAGUGUACGUUGGUCUAAAUAUCAUUUGGUAAAAAUACGUAGAAGAUAAGCGUGAAAUAUGUGAAUGAUACGAUCAUUUUGGUAUCUUUUUUCCAUGACUCCUGUAGGUGCACUUGCUAUCGCUAUACAUGAAAUUACGAGACUGCUCGAGUGCGUGGUCCGAAUCACCAGAUCGCACCAAUUGAUUUUCUCCGGUCUUAGAAAGCCCGAUACGGAAGAAAAUUUGUUUGGUGACGUGAAUGUUGCGAUAAUUAUUUUCAAAAUGUUGCCAUGUUUUUUUCAAGGGUUGUCAAAAAAGUUGACCUACAUUUUUAGGAAAUGUUACAAUUUAUUUUCAAAUUUCUUGAUACCUAUUUUGAAAUAUUGACAUAAGUUUUUGUAAUGUUGGCAUAUUUUUCCAAGGGUUGCAAUAUAUUUCAAAAUGUUGCAUUGUAUUUUCAAGUCUUACAUUUAUUCCGCUUAGGCGUGCCAUAGAAAUCAAAUUGCGAUGAACCUUUGGCCUACUUCAAAAACAUUUUAGCUCCACCCAAACGGUCAUGGUGAGACGAUCAGUACCGACAGUGAGGUAUCAAUUUCUAUUUUAAAACAUCUCAAAUUAAAUAACGAAUAAAGUGGUUUUAAAUGCUUUUGACUGCCUCCAUAUUUUGCACGAACCCAAGGGGGUGUGGUUGUCUAACCAUAACCGCUGAAUUAAAAAACGAGGCGCAUAGUGCAUUUACACUGUAAACUGCGGUUCAUUAUAAAUCGAGAUGUUUUAGAAUUCUCAACCCUAUCGUUUUGUGUAAUUUUAAGUAAUCCUUCUCUGAUUUCUCAUAUAUGAUCCAGUGUUCGCGAAACUCGGCAUUCCACCAUGGUUUCUGUUUACAAAAAUGAGUUAUUUUACGAAGAAUGAACAAUCCGAUGAGUAAAGGGCAAUAUAUCAUUCAUGUCGCAGUGACAGUCUUUGACGAACGUUUUUCCUUGCAAGCCUGCACGGCGUAUUUUGUAGAUAUAUACUGUAUUUAAAUCUAUAAUCCUAGAACCGAUGCAUUCACAAAUCCUGUCAUCGAUAUUUUCAAGCGUAUGAAGACUAAGUGAUAUUUUCAAUUGUUUGGUAGACUUUAUAGAAACAACAUUUACAUGACACUGUUUAUAACAUGAAUGCUUCCAUUGUUUGGUAGACUUUUGCAGGGUAAUACAUGUAUAUCGUUCAUGUCGCAGAGACAUUCUUUGACUAAUGUAUGUACGCUUUAUCCAGCAAGCCUGCGCGGCGUAUUUGUAGAUAUAUAUCAUAUUUAAAUAUAUUAUCCUAGAACCGAAGCAUUCACAAAUUCUUAAUUUGAUCAAUACUUUUAGACUAGAUAAAUGUAAAACAUGUGUACAACUUAUAAAACAAAGCAAUGCAUAAAACACAAGAACAAAACGUAGCACAUCAUUACAAUACAAUUAGUGUCUAAAAGGAGGAACACAAAGGUGACAACCCACCUAUAAAAGUGCCUCCUAAAAGAAAAGGCGAAGUUCCGCGAGAGUGACUAGAAUUUUGCCGGCGUCUCACUAUGGCAGAAGCUGACAAACGUACAGUAAUUGUCAGAGUCAACCAAACGCAGCAACGUCACAUCUCAGAAAAAGCACCAAGCAUGGGUUCGAAUCACAGAGGCAAUGAACGCACGGGCUAAAAUAGUACCAUGAUCAAACCGAUAUCUUUGAUAAAGUUCAAGAUCAUUGUAAGUAUCCAAUGGAUGCACUCUGUCUCCCGAAAUACACGUUCCCGCCUCAUAGCGCGCCGCCAAUGUCCAUUUGCGCAAGCAGCAUUAACGCAGCCAUCUCGAAGUAGCUUCCUUUACGAAAUGAUUAGAAUUCAUGUUCUAAAAGCCAACACACUUAGACUUAGGACACCCCGAUAGUUGUCUUACAUUUAAGGGUGGAUUUGAAUACGAUACUUUAGGUUAGCAGCUUGGAGAAUUCCACUUAGGUAUAGUACUUAACUUAGGUGCCUACUUAGGCACCAUACUUUGACUUUAAGUAGCUUAAUUGAUACGGGCCCCAGUAUUUAUCAAGCAGCUUAAGUUAGGUAUGCCUAAGCUCUGAGUACCAUGCUGAGCUAAGUACCAUACUUAAGUUGGAAUUCAUAAAUUGACUUAAGUACCUACAUAGCUAAGUAGUAUACUCAGGUAAGGUAUCGUACUUAACUCAGGUACCUACUUAGGCACCAUACUUUGACUUAAGUAGCGUGAUAAAUACGGGCCUUUGGGCAUACCUGAAAUGACAUCAAGUGGGGUCGAUUCAGAUCCAUUGAUAACAACCCUUUGAGACCUAUCAGUAAGAUAGGCUGAGAGCCAGUUUAACAAACGACCACAAAUACCAAAAUACUUAAUUUUGUGUUGCAAUAGAGAAUGAGGGACAUAUUUUCAAGUGUAUAAAGACCACGUGAUAUUUUCAAUUGUUUGGUAGACAUUAUGGAAACAAAAUUUACAUGACACUGUUUAUAACAUCAAUGUUGUCCAUUGUUUGGUAGACUUUAUGGAAACAACAUUUACAUUACACUGUUUAUAACAUCAAUGUUGUCCAUUGUUUGGUAGACUUUAUGGAAACAACAUUUACAUUACACUGUUUAUAACAUCAAUGUUGUCCAUUGUUUGGUAGACUUUAUGGAAACAACAUUUACAUGACACUGUUUAUAAUAUCCAUGUUUUCCAUUGUUAGUGGACUUUAUGCAAACAAUACUGACACCUUUUGAAAUGAUUGUAAAUAUUUCCUGAAAUAAUAUCAGUUAAUUUUUUCGAGCUUUUUAGUGUAUUUUCUAAUAAUUCCUAUUUCAUGAUCAGAUCUACGUUGGUCAGUUCCUGUUGGCCUGUAUUCGCCAGGGCCGACUUCGAUUGGAACCGCGCUGAUAUCAAUAUUCUCUUCGAUUCCAAGCCCGGGUAAACAUGCGCAGUACUUGAGAUAAGACGCCAUCAGGUCCAUAAGAAAACUAAAUCCACCACACUAUACCCUCCAUACCUUCAGGUGACGAAUCCAUCUCGACUUAGCUGAAAAAGGCAAUGAAGAAUCAUUAAGAUUCACACUCACUGCCGAUUCUAUAAAGAACGUCAGUGACCUGGUUAAAUCACUAUUAUAAUUGACGAGCUGCACUGAGCGUUGAACACCUUAAUAAGCCUGGUUUUACCUCUACUGUCAUCCAUUAUCAACUGACAUGAUGUAGUUUUACACAAGGGAGGUUAAUAGGUAUGUUUGAGUACUUUGAAUAAAGUCAUUGCGACAA
Lineus longissimus is the source of this 4087-nucleotide messenger RNA. RefSeq lists its product as uncharacterized. The record is from RefSeq and is a predicted model, not a curated record. Lineage: Eukaryota; Metazoa; Nemertea; Pilidiophora; Heteronemertea; Lineidae. The transcript has 6 exons. Bases 93 to 794 code for a protein of 233 amino acids.